Peromyscus eremicus (cactus mouse) is the source of this 921-nucleotide messenger RNA. RefSeq names its product vomeronasal type-1 receptor 4-like. The transcript has a single exon. Lineage: Eukaryota; Metazoa; Chordata; Mammalia; Rodentia; Cricetidae. The record is from RefSeq and is a predicted model, not a curated record. Gene Ontology annotation, biological process: G protein-coupled receptor signaling pathway. Gene Ontology annotation, cellular component: membrane. The coding region runs from base 1 to 921 and encodes 306 amino acids. Gene Ontology annotation, molecular function: pheromone receptor activity.
AUGAACCUCAAGGAUUUGGCAAUAGGAACAGUGUUGUUGCUUCAGAGCACAGUUGGAAUUCUGGGGAAUUUCUCUCUUCUUUCCUACUACCUCAUCCAUUACUACAUUCAACAGACAUUAAGGACCAAGAAUUUGAUUCUCACACACCUGUUCACAGCCAACUCCUUGAUCAUUGUUUCUAAAGGAGUAAUAAUGGCAAUACAGGUUUUGGGGAUGAAGUGGCUUAUCAGUGAUUUUGGCUGCAAACUUCUUUUGUAUAUUCAAAGACUUGGCAGAAACAUGUCCAUUGGCACUACCUGUUUCUUGACUGUUUUUCAGGCCAUCACCAUCAGCCCUAGUGACUCCUGUUUGAAGGAUCUGAAAGCGAAAGCUCCAAAGUACAUUGGACUCUCCAUUUUUCUCUGCUGGGUCUUGUUCAUGGUAAUUAAUAUGAUUUUCCCUCUGUAUCUGUCUAUCAAAGGGAACAGCAAAAACCUGACACAUAAAAGAGAUUUGAAAUAUUGCUCCACUGUAGGUCUUAAUGAAGUCACAGGCUCAUUGUAUGUAGCUUUCUGUGUAAUCCCUGAAGCUUUGCUUUCUGUGAUCAUUGCCUGGACUGGUGGAUCCAUGAUUGUCAUUCUCUACAGGCACAAGCAACGGGUUCAACACAUCCAUAGCACUCAUGUUUCCAUCAGUGCAUCCCCUGAGUCCAGAGCCACCCAGAGCAUCCUGGUCCUCGUGUUCACUUUUCUAGGCUUUUAUGCCCUCUCCUCCAUCUUACAGGGUUGGAAUGCUCUUGUUUAUAAUGAUGGGUGGUUGCUAAUGAACAUCACAGACAUCAUUUCUAUGUGCUUUCCCACAUUAGGCCCCUUUAUUAUGAAUCAUAACUCUGUUGUAUAUAAAUUCCUCUUUUUCUGCAUGAGGAAUCGAAAUAUCAUGUAA